Molecule: messenger RNA, 2157 nt
Organism: Microthlaspi erraticum
Lineage: Eukaryota; Viridiplantae; Streptophyta; Magnoliopsida; Brassicales; Brassicaceae
Source: the annotation of a GenBank genome assembly
AUGAGAAAGGGAGUUCGGAAUCCAGACAGAGAUCGUCAGAUUGUGGAACAUGAGUUGCAGGAAACUGGGUUUAGUCCAGAGUCAGAGAAGGCGACAAAGAAGAAUGUUGAAGACGACGAAGAUGAUGAAGAAGAUGAAGAAGAAGAAUCUGUGGAGAAGAUCUUUGAAAGCAGAGAAGUACCUUCUUGGAAGAAGCAGCUGACUUUGAGGGCUUUUGUGGUGAGCUUUAUGCUAAGCAUCUUGUUUAGCUUCAUUGUCAUGAAGCUUAACCUCACAACCGGAAUCAUACCGUCCCUCAAUGUCUCCGCCGGUCUUCUUGGUUUCUUCUUCGUCAAGACAUGGACCAAGAUGCUUCAUCGGUCUGGAUACUUGAAACAGCCAUUUACUCGCCAGGAGAAUACUGUUAUUCAGACCUGCGUUGUUGCUUCUUCCGGCAUUGCCUUCAGCGGAGGGUUUGGGACUUACCUCUUUGGGAUGAGUGAACGAAUUGCGAACCAAUCAGGAGAUGCUUCCCGUGGCGUCAAGGACCCUUCUUUGGGUUGGAUUAUUGGUUUCCUCUUUGUUGUCAGCUUUCUUGGCCUCUUCUCGGUUGUUCCCCUGCGAAAGAUAAUGGUAAUAGACUUCAAACUAACCUACCCAAGUGGUACUGCAACUGCUCAUCUUAUCAACAGCUUUCACACCCCACAAGGGGCCAAGCUUGCCAAGAAACAAGUGAGGGUCUUGGGGAAAUUCUUCUCCAUAAGCUUCUUCUGGAGUUUCUUCCAAUGGUUCUUUACCGGAGGAGAAAACUGUGGCUUCUCCAACUUCCCAACAUUCGGACUCAAAGCUUACCAGUACAAGUUCUACUUUGAUUUUUCAGCAACAUAUGUGGGUGUUGGCAUGAUAUGCCCAUACAUAAUCAACAUCUCUGUCCUUCUGGGAGGAAUCCUCUCUUGGGGGAUCAUGUGGCCUCUCAUUGAAACCAAAAAGGGAGAUUGGUUUCCCGCUGAUGUCCCAUCCAGCAGCAUGCAUGGUCUUCAGGCUUACAAGGUGUUUAUAGCUGUUGCUAUAAUCCUAGGAGAUGGUCUAUACAACUUUUGCAAAGUGCUGAGCCGGACUCUUUCAGGACUAUUUGUACAGCUCCGAGGCACUGCACCUGUUUCAAGAACAACAUCCUUGACAGCUGAAGAAGACCCUCCUGCUUCCCCAUUAACCCCAAAGGAAUCUUACGAUGACCAACGCCGUACAAGAUUCUUCCUCAAAGACGAGAUCCCUACUUGGUUUGCUGCUGGAGGAUACAUCAUAAUAGCUGCAACAUCUACAGCGAUACUCCCUCACAUGUUCCACCAGCUGAGAUGGUAUUACAUCCUCGUCAUCUACAUCUGCGCACCUGUCUUAGCCUUCUGCAACGCUUAUGGAGCAGGACUCACAGACUGGUCUUUAGCUUCAACUUACGGAAAGCUCGCCAUAUUCACAAUCGGAGCUUGGGCUGGCUCUGAGCACGGUGGCAUGCUCGCUGGUCUAGCAGCGUGUGGCGUCAUGAUGAACAUAGUCUCCACAGCUUCGGAUCUCACGCAGGACUUCAAGACUGGCUACCUAACUCUGUCAUCUCCAAAGUCAAUGUUCGUGAGCCAAGUGAUUGGAACAUCAAUGGGUUGCGUGGUAUCUCCCUGCGUGUUCUGGCUGUUCUACAAGGCGUUUGAUGAUUUAGGUCUCCCAAACACUGAGUACCCUGCACCGUUUGCUACUGUAUAUCGAAGCAUGGCUAAGCUAGGAGUGGAAGGUGUCUCGUCUCUACCGAGAGAAUGUCUCGUUCUGUGCUACGCCUUCUUCGGCGUGGCGAUUCUCGUGAACAUAGUGAAAGACAGUCUAUGUAGCAGAUGGGGGAGAUUCAUUCCUCUUCCCAUGGCAAUGGCGAUACCGUUCUUCUUGGGGCCUUACUUUGCGAUUGACAUGUGUGUGGGAAGUUUGAUACUUUUCAUCUGGGAGAGAGUGGAUGCAGCAAAGGCUGAAGCUUUUGGCACAGCGGUGGCUUCGGGUUUGAUAUGUGGAGAUGGGAUUUGGUCUUUGCCUAGCUCGGUGCUGGCUAUAGCCGGAGUUAAUCCUCCUGUGUGCAUGAAGUUCCUCUCUGCUGCAACCAAUUCGAAAGUCGACAGCUUCCUGCAAAGACCCUCUUAA